AUGACCUACACCGGGCUUCCCUGGAGGGACUUGGAGGAGCGCUGGUCCUGGGGAAUCCAAUUCGACCUGCUGCUUCCCAAAGCGCCCCUAUCAGGGCUGGGGCAGCAAAGGUUGCUGCUCUGGCUGCUCUUGCUGCUAAGCUCCCUCCUGCCCUCAGCCUGGCCAGCCAGCCUCCUCCCACGGGAGGAGGAGAUCGUGUUUCCUGAGAAGAUCAACGGCAGUAUCCUGCCGGGUUCGGGUGCUCCUGCCAGGCUGGUAUACCGCUUGCCAGCCUUUGGGGAGAUACUGCUACUAGAGCUGGAGCAGGACCCUGGCGUGCGAGUUGAGGGGCUGACGGUUCAGUACUUGGGCCAGGCGCCUGAGAUGCUUGGUGAGGUUGAGUCAGGCACCUACCUGACAGGUACCAUCAAUGGCGAUCCUGAAUCAGUGGCAUCUCUACACUGGGAUGGGGGAGCUCUAUUAGGGGUGCUGCAAUAUCGAGGGUCUGAGCUCCAUCUCCAGCCGCUGGAAGGGGGCAACCCUAACUCUGCUGGGGGACCUGGAGCUCAUGUCCUACGCCGGAAGAGUCCUGCCAUCGGCCAGGGGCCCAUGUGCAACGUCAAAGCUCCUCCAGAGAGCCCUGACCCCAGGCCCCGAAGAGCCAAGCGCUUUGCUUCACUAAGUAGGUUCGUGGAGACCCUGGUGGUCGCAGAUGACAAGAUGGUGGCAUUUCAUGGUUCAGGACUAAAACGCUACCUGCUGACGGUCAUGGCAGCUGCUGCCAAGGCCUUCAAGCACCCAAGCAUCCGCAACCCUGUCAGCUUGGUGGUGACCCGGCUAGUGAUACUGGGUCCGGGUGAAGAGGGCCCCCAGGUGGGAGCCAGCGCUGCCCAAACCCUGCGCAGCUUCUGUGCCUGGCAGAGGGGCCUCAACACCCCUGAAGACUCGGACUCUGACCACUUUGACACCGCCAUUUUGUUUACCCGUCAGGACCUAUGUGGAGUCUCCACUUGUGACACUCUGGGCAUGGCUGACGUGGGCACCGUGUGUGACCCGGCUCGGAGCUGUGCCAUCGUGGAGGACGAUGGGCUUCAGUCAGCCUUCACUGCUGCCCAUGAACUGGGCCAUGUCUUCAACAUGCUUCAUGACAACUCAAAGCCAUGCGUCGGUCUGAAUGACCCUGGGAGCAACUCUCGCCAUGUGAUGGCUCCUGUAAUGGCUCAUGUGGACCCCGAAGAGCCCUGGUCCCCCUGUAGUGCCCGCUUCAUCACUGACUUCCUGGACAAUGGCUAUGGGCACUGUCUUUUAGACAAGCCAGAAGCUCCCCUGCAUUUGCCUGCGACUUUCCCUGGCAAGGAUUAUGACGCUGACCGCCAGUGCCAGCUGACUUUCGGGCCCGACUCACGCCACUGUCCACAGCUGCCGCCACCCUGUGCUGCACUCUGGUGUUCAGGACACCUCAAUGGCCACGCCAUGUGCCAGACCAAACACUCACCCUGGGCUGAUGGCACUGCCUGUGGUCCAACCCAGGCCUGCAUGGGUGGCCGCUGCCUCCACGUCGACCAGCUCAAGGACUUCAAUAUUCCUCAGGCUGGCGGCUGGGGUCCUUGGGGGCCAUGGGGUGACUGUUCUCGGAGCUGUGGUGGUGGUGUCCAGUUCUCCUCCCGGGACUGCACACGACCUGUUCCCCGAAAUGGUGGCAAGUACUGUGAGGGCCGCCGUACGCGCUUCCGUUCCUGCAGUACCCAGGACUGCCCAACUGGUUCAGCAUUGACCUUCCGUGAGGAGCAGUGUGCUGCCUACAAUCACCGCACUGACCUCUUCAAGAGCUUCCCAGGACCCAUGGACUGGGUCCCUCGCUACACAGGGGUGGCUGCCCGGGACCAGUGCAAGCUCACCUGCCAAGCCAGGGCACUGGGCUACUACUACGUGCUGGAACCUCGGGUGGUAGACGGAACCCCCUGUUCCCCAGACAGCUCCUCAGUCUGUGUCCAGGGCCGAUGCAUCCAUGCCGGCUGUGACCACAUCAUUGGAUCCAAAAAGAAGUUUGACAAGUGCAUGGUGUGUGGUGGGGAUGGCUCCAGCUGCAGCAAGCAAUCAGGCUCCUUCAAAAAAUUCAGGUAUGGCUACAACAAUGUGGUCACUAUCCCUGCGGGGGCCACCCACAUCCUUGUCCGGCAGCAGGGAACCCCUGGCCUCCAUAACAUCUACCUGGCCCUGAAGCUCCCAGACGGCUCCUAUGCCCUCAAUGGCGAAUACACGCUGAUGCCCUCCCCUACUGACGUGGCACUGCCUGGGGCAGUAAGUCUGCGUUACAGUGGAGCCACCGCAGCCUCGGAGACACUGUCAGGCCAUGGGCCACUGGCCCAGCCCUUGACGCUGCAGGCCCUGGUGGCUGGCAACCCCCAGAACACUCGCCUCCGAUACAGCUUCUUUGUGCCCCGGCCCACCCCUCCAACAGCACGCCCCACUCCGCAGGACUGGCUACACCGCAAGGCCCAAAUCCUGGAGAUCCUCCGGCGGCGCUCGUGGGCAGGCAGGAAAUAA
Molecule: messenger RNA, 2526 nt
Organism: Elephantulus edwardii (Cape elephant shrew)
Lineage: Eukaryota; Metazoa; Chordata; Mammalia; Macroscelidea; Macroscelididae
Gene: ADAMTS4
Product: ADAM metallopeptidase with thrombospondin type 1 motif, 4
Exons: 9
Coding region: 1-2526 (841 amino acids)
Biological process (GO): extracellular matrix organization; proteolysis
Cellular component (GO): extracellular matrix
Molecular function (GO): metalloendopeptidase activity
Source: RefSeq, a predicted model, not a curated record